Messenger RNA from Medioppia subpectinata, 378 nucleotides. The record is from the annotation of a GenBank genome assembly. Lineage: Eukaryota; Metazoa; Arthropoda; Arachnida; Sarcoptiformes; Oppiidae.
UUCGCCGAUGAGCUGAAGGCCAGGGAGUCUGCGGUCGACAUACUUAUCAAUAACGCCGGUAUAUAUCAGUGCCCGGAAUGGGAGACCACCGACGGGUUUGAGAUGCAAUUUGGGACCAAUCAUUUGGGUCCAUUUUUGCUAACACUGACGCUAUUGCCACUGCUGCAGAGUGCACCGGUAGCACGCAUUGUGAACGUGGCAUCAGGUUAUCACGAAAUCGGCAAAAUUCAUUUCGAUAACAUUAACCUCAAGAACGGGGCCUACGAUCCAGAGAAAGCCUACUGUCAGAGCAAAUUGGCCAUGGUACUUUGCACCAGGGAAAUGGCCCGUAGGCUGGGCACAGAGAGUAACGUGAAGUGCUAUGCCCUCAAUCCCGGU